GGUUCGUGUUCGACGCGCGCCGCUGCUACCUCUACUACUUCAAGAGCCCGCAGGACGCGCUGCCGCUCGGCCACCUGGACAUCGCGGACGCCUGCUUCAGCUACCAGGGCCCCGACGAGGCGGCCGAGCCCGGCGCCGAGCCGCCCGCGCACUUCCAGGUGCACAGCGCGGGCGCCGUCACCGUGCUCAAGGCUCCUAACCGUCAGCUCAUGACCUACUGGCUGCAGGAGCUCCAGCAGAAGCGGUGGGAGUACUGCAGCGGCCUGGACAUGGUGAAGGGGGACAGCAGGGCCUCCCCGACCCCCGGGGAUUUCUCUAAGGGUCUCGUAGCCAGAGAUAACCCAGAUGUCAUUUGCACACAUCCGGAUGCUUCUGCAGAGAAAGCCAGAAACGUCCUCGCUGUGGAAGCCACCCCUGGAGAGCUGGUAGGAGAAGCAGCAGCUCACCAGCCGGCCCCCGGGCACCCAAAUUCCAUUAAUUUCUCUUUCAAACAGUGGGGCACUGAGCUCAAAAACUCCAUGUCGUCUCUCCGUCCUGGCAGAGGACAUGGCGACAGUCGGAAGAGUGUGUUUUAUACCAACGAAGAGUGGGAGCUCUUAGACCCGAACCCCAAGGAGCUAGAGGAGUCCAUGGCACAGGAAGAGAGGAAGAAGCCGGCCCCAGAAGGAAACAAAGGAGUCGCUGGCUCAGGAUUUCCCUUUGAUUUUGGACGUAUUCCCUACAAAGGAAAGCGCCCUCUGAAAGACAUGAUCGGAUCAUACAGGAACCGGCACGUCAGCGGCGAGCCGUCGGCAGACGGGGCGCAGGGCGCGGCUGGGGUCAGGCCACCGGCCGGGGUGCAACUGCAGGUCCAGAGGCAGCAGGAGGAGCUGGAGCGGCUGCAGAAGGACCUGUCCAGCCAGAAGGAGCUUGUACGGCUGCUGCAGCAGACGGUCCGGUCCUCCCAGUACGACAAGUACUUUGCCAGUAGCCGGCUCUCUGAGGGGGUCCCGAAGGACGUGCUUGAGCUUCUGCACCGCAAGGACGACCAGAUCCUGGGCCUCAGUAGCCAGCUGGAGCGGCUCUCCCUGGAGAGGGAGAGUCUGCAGCAGGAGGCCCGCACGCUCAAGGGCAAGGUGGGCGAGCUCAGCGAGCAGCUGGGCAUGCUGCUGGAGACCAUCCAGGCCAAGGACGAGGUCAUCAUGAAGCUCUCGCGGCGGCUCAGUGAAGGUGCGGACGGCCCGGCCCCCGCCGCGGGGGCGCCCGGCUCCCCGGCCCCUGCCAGCAGGGAGCAGCUGGAGCUGGACAGGCUGAAGGAUAACCUACAGGGGUACAAAACCCAGAACAAGUUCCUCAACAAGGAAAUCCUGGAGCUCUCGGCGCUGCGGAGAAAUGCGGAGAGGAGGGAGCGGGAUCUGAUGGCCAAGUAUUCCAGCCUGGAAGCCAAGCUGUGUCAGAUGGAGAGCAAGUACCUGAUCCUGCUGCAGGAGGUCAAGACGCCCGUGUGCUCCGAGGAACCGGGCCCAGCACGUGGCGUCAUCGCGCAGCUGCUGGAGGACGCCCUGCAGGCCGACGGCCCGGAGCAGCCGGGGCAGGCGCUGGUGAAGCCUCGUCUCGUCAGUGAGUACGACAUCUACGGGUUUAGGACCGUCCCAGAGGACGACGAGGAGGAGAAGCUGGUGGCCAAGGUCCGAGCGCUGGACCUGAAGACCUUGCAUCUCACGGAGAACCAGGAGGUGUCCACCGGGGUCAAGUGGGAGAACUACUUUGCGAGCACGAUGAACAGGGAGAUGGCGUGCUCCCCGGAGCUGAAGAACCUGAUCCGGGCCGGCAUCCCACACGAGCACCGUUCCAAGGUGUGGAAGUGGUGUGUGGACCUGCACGCCAGGAAGUUCAAGGACAGCACCGAGCCCGGGUACUUCCAGACGCUGCUGCAGAAGGCGCUGGAGAAACAGAACCCAGCCUCCAAGCAGAUCGAGCUGGACCUGCUGCGGACCCUGCCCAACAACAGGCACUACUCCGGCCCCACGUCGGAGGGUGUCCAGAAGCUGCGCAACGUGCUGCUCGCCUUCUCCUGGCGGAACCCUGAUAUUGGCUACUGCCAGGGUCUGAACAGGUUGGUGGCAGUGGCCCUUCUGUAUCUGGAGCAGGAAGACGCUUUCUGGUGUCUCGUCACCAUAGUGGAGGUGUUCAUGCCGCGAGACUAUUACACGAAGACUCUGCUGGGGUCCCAGGUGGACCAGCGCGUGUUCCGGGACCUCAUGAGCGAGAAGCUGCCGCGGGUGCACGCGCACCUAGAGCAGCACGGUGUCGACUACACCCUCAUCACGUUCAACUGGUUCCUGGUGGUGUUCGUGGACAGCGUCGUCAGUGAUGUCCUCUUCAAGAUCUGGGACUCUUUCCUUUACGAGGGCCCGAAGGUCAUUUUCCGGUUUGCGCUGGCACUUUUCAAGUACAAGGAGGAGGAGAUCCUGAAGCUGCAGGACCCAAUGUCCAUGUUCAAAUACCUGCGCUACUUCACGCGCACCAUCCUGGACGCCCGGAAACUGAUCAGUAUCUCCUUCGGGGACCUGAACCCGUUCCCCCUGCGCCAGAUCCGGAACCGGCGCUCCUACCACUUGGAGAAGGUGCGGCUCGAGCUCACGGAGCUGGAGGCCAUCCGAGAGGACUUCCUGCGUGAGCGGGACGCCAGCCCCGACAAGGGCGAGCUGGUCAGUGACGAGGAGGAGGACACCUGAGCGCCCCCCACCCCAGGACGCUGCUCUUGCCUUCACAACCAAAGUGUGCCAGAGGGUCCCGGCGGGGGUCUCUGCUCUCGGGAAGCCGGAAGGCGGUGCCCGUGGCUUCUGGAAGUCUGCUGGGUGGACGUCCGCGGCCACGCUGCCCUUUCUUACUCGCGGGCGGGUCUAUU
Messenger RNA from Enhydra lutris kenyoni (northern sea otter), 2890 nucleotides. RefSeq names its product TBC1 domain family member 2B. NCBI's taxonomy places the organism in Eukaryota, Metazoa, Chordata, Mammalia, Carnivora, Mustelidae. The transcript has 13 exons. The record is from RefSeq and is a predicted model, not a curated record. Bases 210 to 2717 code for a protein of 835 amino acids.